AUGGCACCUAGACUUCCUCCUCCUCCUCCACCACAAACCAAUGAACAUGAUGUGCCCAAUAACACGAGGCUGUUGGAAUCUGUGAUCGAGAAGCUACAAGAACAUAAUGCUGUUCUGAUGCAGCAGAACGCGACUAAUUCACAAAAUCUCGAAGCUGCUCGCGCCAAUUCUGAAAUGACUCAGAGGCAACUAAUGGAAAUUCUUGCAGCUACUAGGGGUACGCCGGGAGCAUCUGCUUCAAAUGCUACUCAUCAAGCUGAGUGGACUUUGGAGAGCUUUUUGCAGCAUCGCCCUACAAAGUUUGAUGGGAAGUGCCCUCCUGACGGAGCUGAUCAGUGGAUAAGGGACAUGGAACAGAUCUAUGAUGCCAAGGAAUGUCCGAACGAUAGAAGACUGGCAUUCACUGAGUAUUUAUUGACUGGGGAGGCCAGUCAUUGGUGGUCGACUGCGAAGAUGUUGCUAACAGAAUCUCACAGCCCUAUUUCCUGGAAAGUCUUCAAGGAAAAGUUUUAUGAGGAGUAUUUCCCGGAUAGUGUUCGUUUCGGCAAAGAAGUGGAAUUUCUCCAGUUGGUGCAAGGUAAUAUGUCUGUUUCUGAGUACACCAACAGGUUCAAACAUCUGGUUCGUUUUCAUACCCUGGCGACCAGUGAAGUGUGGCAGUGUAGGAAGUUUGAAAAUGGGCUGAGAAGUGAUCUGAAGGUACUGAUAUCCAGCCUGUGCAUUAAGUCUUUUCCUGCCAUGAUUGAGAGAGCAAAAGUGUUAGAGAAAAAUGUGGCUGAAGCAGAACGACAGAAAAAGCAACAACAGGCAACUAGAGGGCCGAUCAUGUCCAGGCCGAAUCUGAAUCGGAACAGGUUGCCGUAUGCUCGUCCAGCACAACCAUCAAAUUCUCAGGCUAUGGUUGUUGCCGGACAGUCUAGACAGCAUGGAUCAGUCAGAUGUUUUAAGUGUGGAGGACCACACUACCGAUCGUCGUGUCCUCUGUUGGAGGGAGCAAAAUACUACACUCGUUGUAGAAGAAACGGUCACAUGGAGCACGAGUGUAAUAUGGGCGGACGAGCAGUAAUGAGGUCACCAAAUGCCGGAAGGAUGCAACAGAAUCGGGGUGGAAGAGCACAAGCAGUUGGUCGUGUUUAUGCGAUAACGGGUGCGGAAGCUGCCAGUUCAGGUACGCUCGUCACUGGUACUUGCUUAUUACAUGGAAUGCCUGUUUGUGUGUUGUAUGAUUCGGGGGCAACACAUUCCUUCAUUUCGACUUGGUAG
Molecule: messenger RNA, 1263 nt
Organism: Vigna angularis (adzuki bean)
Lineage: Eukaryota; Viridiplantae; Streptophyta; Magnoliopsida; Fabales; Fabaceae
Exons: 1
Coding region: 1-1263 (420 amino acids)
Source: RefSeq, a predicted model, not a curated record